UUUCUCUCUCCUCUUCCAAACUCACAGAAAAUUAAAUGACGUUAACGCUUCGUUCUUCAACGUCUUUCAUUAAUCUUAAAGAGUACUCCAAAAGCCUGAAGAGCUCCGAUGAGUCCUCCGGUGUAGUUUGUUUUGCGCAAAUCAAGCCAUCAUGCCGCAUCCGGGCAAAGAGUUCCCUGCAAGAAGCACAGCUCUUCCAGGAAAGAAUCAGGGUGAGCACCACCACUGAUGAUCUCCCGAGGGAGUUGCUUCAUGCACUCCCAAAUAUAGCUCAUAGCAGCAAUAACAACGACUCCAAGAAGGUGCCUGUGUAUGUGAUGCUUCCACUAGACACAGUGACGCAUGGAGGGCAUUUGAACAAGCCAAGAGCAAUGAAUGUGAGUUUGAUGGCUUUGAAGAAUGCAGGAGUAGAAGGAGUUAUGGUGGAUGCUUGGUGGGGAUUGGUCGAGAAAGACGGACCUUCCAAGUACAACUGGGAAGGGUAUGCUGAGCUUGUGAACUUGGUCCAAAAGCAUGGCUUGAAGAUUCAAGUUGUCAUGUCUUUCCAUCAGUGUGGAGGAAAUGUUGGAGACUCAUGCAGUAUUCCACUGCCUCCAUGGGUGCUUGAAGAGAUAAGCAAGAACCCUGACCUUGUGUACACAGACAAAUCUGGCAGAAGGAAUCCUGAGUACAUAUCCUUGGGCUGUGAUUCAUUGCCUGUUCUCAGAGGAAGAACGCCCAUCCAGGUUUACACCGACUACAUGAAGAGCUUCCAUGACAGAUUCAGAGAUUACUUGGGAGACGUUAUUGUGGAAAUUCAAGUCGGUAUGGGUCCUUGUGGUGAACUCAGAUAUCCUGCUUAUCCAGAGAGCAAUGGAACAUGGAAGUUUCCCGGAAUUGGAGAAUUUCAAUGCUAUGACAAGUACAUGAAAGCUUCCCUGGAAGCAUCAGCAGAGGCACAAGGAAAGAGAGAUUGGGGAAGGACUGGACCCCAUGAUUCCGGCCAGUACAAUCAGUUCCCUGAAGACACCGGAUUUUUCAAAAGAGAUGGAACCUGGAAUACCGAGUAUGGACAGUUCUUCCUCGAAUGGUACUCAGAGAAGCUAUUAAGGCACGGAGAUAGACUCCUGGCAGCUGCAAAAGGAGUGUUCCAAGGAACUGGAGCUAAACUAUCUGGAAAGGUAGCUGGGAUUCAUUGGCACUACAGAACAAGAUCCCAUGCUGCUGAAUUAACUGCUGGCUACUAUAAUACUAGACUUAGAGAUGGUUACAUACCAACAGCAAAAAUGUUCAGCAAACAUGGGGUUGUAUUAAACUUCACCUGCAUGGAAAUGAAAGAUGGAGAACAGCCUGACAAUGCAAAUUGCUCUCCUGAGGGGUUAGUCCGGCAAGUAAAGAUGGCAACCAAGAGUGCUGGAAUAGAACUUGCAGGAGAGAAUGCACUGGAGAGGUAUGAUUCUGGUGCAUAUGGACAAGUUUUGGCCACAAGCAGAUCAGAUUCCGGCAAUGCGUUGAGUGCUUUCACAUACCUAAGAUUGAAUAAGAGAUUGUUCGAAGGGGACAACUGGCGGAACAUGGUUGAAUUUGUGAAAGGCAUGGCUGAAGGUGGCCGGAAUGAAAGGCUGUCAGAGUGCGACUCCACUGGCACCGACCUUUUUGUCCGUUUUAUCAAAGAAAAGAAUGUGCAGGAAGAAAAGGAAACUGUUCUUGUGUAGAAAAUUUGCUUAAGUGCAUCUUUAUGUACAAACAGAGUAUCUGAGUAGAAAGUUAAUUACUGUAAUAUAGCGAGAAAAAAAAAAUCGCUAGGGAGAGAGUGAGGGAUUAAAGGAGUACUUAAUUAUAAGCAAACCAUACUUGGCAUCAGAUGCAAAGGCCUAUGAUGGUUAAACAAUUCCCUGUAUAUGUCUCCAUUACCUGAAUGGUCAAUUGAUGUUCAUUCAAACCA
Molecule: messenger RNA, 1924 nt
Organism: Rosa chinensis
Lineage: Eukaryota; Viridiplantae; Streptophyta; Magnoliopsida; Rosales; Rosaceae
Product: beta-amylase 3, chloroplastic
Exons: 4
Coding region: 36-1694 (552 amino acids)
Biological process (GO): polysaccharide catabolic process
Molecular function (GO): beta-amylase activity
Source: RefSeq, a predicted model, not a curated record